CGAUAGGGAAAAGCAUGACAACGAUAUGAACGAAAGGAAUCAGACAGCAACCUUCUUAUUAGCCUCCUCCAUACCCUCCCCUUCCUCCUCCUCCUCCUCGUCUCCUCUUCUUCUCCUCCCCCUUGUCUCGAGAGCAAGCAAGAAGACGACUAGUAGCCGAUAGCUAGCUAGCAUGCAGCCGCACAAGGGAUAGAUAAGAGCCGGGGAGACAGAGAGCUUCUUCUUGUCCAAGCUUCAGAUCGAUUCCGGCCAGGCAAAGACACACACACACAUAUGAGAUAGUGAGGGGAAAUUUGCUGCUAGUUCCAACACCAGGCUACCAAAAGGGAAAGGUUUCCCUGUUGCCGGUGAGCAGCUGAAAGGGUGAAUCUGAGCGGCGAUGGCAUCCAAUUCAUCGGCGGCGGCUGUCGCGGCGCUGUUCGGGAUUAGGGAAGGGCACCAGCAGGACCAGAUGAAGCCGCUGCUCGCCCAGCACCAGCGGCAGCAUGUCGUCGCGCCUCCCAGCGCGCUGUUGACGGCGGGGCCAGACCAGGCGGCCGCAGCGGCGCCACCGGUGAAGAAGAAGAGGACCAUGCCAGACCCUGACGCGGAGGUGAUCGCGCUGUCGCCCAAGACGCUGAUGGCGACGAACCGGUUCGUGUGCGAGGUGUGCAACAAGGGGUUCCAGCGGGAGCAGAACCUGCAGCUGCACCGGCGCGGGCACAACCUGCCGUGGAAGCUGAAGCAGAAGGACCCGAACCAGGUGCAGCGGCGGCGGGUGUACCUGUGCCCGGAGCCGACGUGCGUGCACCACGAGCCGGGCCGCGCGCUGGGCGACCUCACCGGCAUCAAGAAGCACUUCUGCCGCAAGCACGGCGAGAAGAAGUGGAAGUGCGACAAGUGCGCCAAGCGCUACGCCGUGCAGUCCGACUGGAAGGCGCACUCCAAGAUCUGCGGCACCCGCGAGUACCGCUGCGACUGCGGCACCCUAUUCUCACGGAGGGACAGCUUUAUCACCCACAGGGCCUUCUGCGACGCCCUAGCCCAGGAGAGCGCGCGGCUGCCGCCCGGGGCCGGCCACCUCUACGGCGCCACCGGCGCGGCCAACAUGGCACUCAGCCUCUCGCAGGUCGGCUCCUCCCUCCACGACGCGCACGGUCAAUACCACCAGGCGUCCUCGGAUCUCCUCCGCUUCGGCGGUGGCGGUGGCGGCGGCAUGGCCGCCCGCCUCGACCACCUCCUGUCGUCGUCCAACGCCCCGUCCUUCCGCCACCUGCCACCUCCACAAGCGCCGCCCUUCCACCUCGGCUCAGCGCAGGAGUUCGUCGACGGGAAUGGAUCGCCCGCGUUCUUGCAUGGCAAACCGUUCCACGGCCUCAUGCAGCUCCCGGAUCUCCAGGGCAACGGCUCCGGCGGCACGUCGUCGUCGGCUCCUGGUCUUUUCAACCUCGGAUACAUCGCCAACAGUGCCAAUAGCUCCGGUACCUCCAGCCACGGCCACGCGAGUCAGGGACACAUGGCCAAUGACCAGAUCAGCGAAGGAGGCGGCGGCGGAGGUGCUGGUUCUGAGAAUUCGGGCGCGGCGUUCUUCAGCGCCGGUGGGAACUUUUCCGGUGGCGACCACCAGGUUGCUCCCUCGGGGAUGUACAACGAGCAAUCCGUGAUGAUGCCGCAGAUGUCGGCGACGGCGCUGCUCCAGAAGGCGGCGCAGAUGGGCUCUAGCACAAGCGCAGACGGCGGUGGCGCGUCCGUGUUCGGCGGUUUCAUGGGCUCGUCCGUCCCGCAGGGCCGCGCACCCAUGCUCGACCAGGGACAGAUGCAACUGCAGAGCCUGAUGAACUCGCUGGCCGGCGGCGGCAAUGGUGGCGGAAUGUUUGGCGGCGCCAACGGCCGCGGCAUGAUUGAUCCGAGGCUGUAUGAUAUGGAUCAGCACGAGGUCAAAUUUAGCCAGGGCCGUGGCGGCGCCGUCGGCGGCGGGGACGUGACGCGGGACUUUCUUGGCGUCGGUGGCAGAGGGGACAUGAUCAGGGGGAUGUCAGUGGCAAGAGGAGAGAACCACAGCGGCAGCGACAUGAGCUUCUUGGAGGCGGAGAUGAAGUCGGCCUCGUCGCCAUUCAAUGGAGGCAGGAUGCAGUGAAGAGCUUGUAGAAAGGCAAUGAGCUGGCUUGCUUAAGCUCGAUCCUGUAGUGAGCGAGUUGAGAUCUUGGGAUACAUCAUACAUCCAUCCAUGGAACAAGCUGUUUACACAGGUUGGCAUUUGGCAGCACAAAUCUUUUGACUUGAGAGAGCAAGGUUGAGAUUCCUCUACCAACUCGAGCCAGAACAACCGGAAUCGUGAGACGAGACUAUAUAUUUAGUGGCUGCUUUCCUGUUCAUGUUUUGUUACUGUAGUUGAACCUUGUUAAAUUGGGUUAAUUCAUACCGUCCAGAAGAGAUAGUUGCAUAUACCGUAAGGUUUGUAGCUCGCUUUGUGAGGGAUGAUCAAAAAUUGACCGCACCUAUUCAAUCUAUUUUGUUCUUGCUCUUUUUUCA
Molecule: messenger RNA, 2511 nt
Organism: Aegilops tauschii subsp. strangulata
Lineage: Eukaryota; Viridiplantae; Streptophyta; Magnoliopsida; Poales; Poaceae
Product: protein indeterminate-domain 4, chloroplastic
Cellular component (GO): nucleus
Molecular function (GO): DNA-binding transcription factor activity
Source: RefSeq, a predicted model, not a curated record